AUGGGGAUUGGGGAUCCAAAGAGAAGGCAAAUUGAAGAUGUUGAGAUGACUCAUACUAAGAGACUAGAGGAUGAUAUUGAGCAGCAGUGGUCUUUAGUUGGUAUUUAUGGUUUUAUUGAGGAACAUAACAAGAGGAAAAUUUGGGAGUUAAUUAAGGAGAUUAUUAGGGAGGUUAGUGAGUGUUGGUUAUGCGUAGUAGAUAUUAAUGAUAUAACACAAGCUAGUGACAAAUUUGGAAGCAUUGCUAGAUCAAAUACUCAGUUCUCUUGGAGUAGACAAGCGAUUGAUAGCAGUGAUCUUCAGGAUCUUGGAUUUGUGGAAUAUCCUUUCACGUGGACUAACGGAAGACAAGGGAAGAGGAAUAUCCAAUAUCAUGCUGCUUUACGUGUUGAGAUCGUGAGAUCUGCUGAGAUGUUUGACGAUCGGAGGAAGUUUAUCUUUCAUUUUGAGGAAGUUUGGUCGAAGGACACGAGAUGUAAGGAGUUAGUCAGGAAGAAUUGGAGUGGUGUUAGCAUAGGGUUCAACCAGAAAAUUAAGGCUCUGAAGAGUUUGCAGUUGGAGUUCAAGGAGUACAGAACAAGUUAUAUUGCUAGAGAUGUUAAGCGAGUUGAGGAAUUUCUCAAGCAUGAUGAUUGUUGUCCUGCUAAAGAGGAGAAGCUGAAAAAGUACAAGGCCCUGGAGAGACAAAUGUGUUCUUUUCUUAGAAUGGAGGAGAUUAUAUAG
Molecule: messenger RNA, 723 nt
Organism: Vicia faba (fava bean)
Lineage: Eukaryota; Viridiplantae; Streptophyta; Magnoliopsida; Fabales; Fabaceae
Source: the annotation of a GenBank genome assembly